AUGUCUCGUUUCUUUGUUUCGGGCUACACUUCAGAUUCGUCGUCAUCUGAGGAAGAAGAUUUGUUAUCUUCUUCUGAAGAAGAAUUGAUCAGUUCUUCUGAAGAAUUGUCUGAUGACUCUGAAUUUGACAACGAUGAAUCUGACUCAGAUGAUUCUGAUUCCGAUUACGAUGGAAAGCGUCCCUCUGGUCCUGCUUACUUCUUGAAGAAGAGUUUCUUGAAAGGAGGUGCCCAAGAUUCGGACUCUGAUAGUGAUGACGAAGGUAGAAAGGUGGUCAAGUCUGCUAAGGAUAAGUUAUUGGAUGACAUGAAGGAAAGUAUAGAAUCUAUAAACGUAGCCAAGAGAAGUAACACUUGGUCAACCGUUUUAACCGAUUUUGAAAAAUUGGGUCGUUUGCUUGUUAAGUCAAAGCAACAAAACUUUGGUACUCCUAAGUUUUACAUUGUUUGUUUAGGUGGUUUAGAGGAUUAUAUUGAUGCCACCAAUGAGAAUGAAAAAUCUGAAAAGACUUUGAAUGGUGCUGAAGCCAGAGCUUUCAAUACUGUUAGACAAAGAGUCAAGAAGACUAUUAAGGAAUACCAAGUCUAUUAUGAUCAAUUUAGAGAAAACCCAGAAUCAUAUGGAAGUGAUGAACCUAUAGAUAUUCGUGCCAGUGUUCCUGCUACCGAAAGUGAAGAUUUCUCUGGUACUACUAAGGUCUUGAGUCCUGUCUUUGCAUUGUUGAAGCUGAUCAGUGAAACCAGAGGUAAGAAGAAUGUUGAUAAGUUUGAACAAGUUCAACAAUUGGAAGAUGCAUUAUCUGUUGCUUCCAAGGAUCCUAAACCUUUUGAAUUGAUCAGUAUCUACACUAUGUUAUUGUCCAUUAGAUUUGACAUCUCAUUAAAUCAAAACUAUAUGACUCAUGAACAGUGGCAAAAAUAUGCUGAUGAUUUAGAGAAGUUUUUAGAUGUGUUGGAAGGUGCUUCCGAUAAGUACCAACUUACUGAAUUGGCUCGUCCUACUGAUGAUAUUGAUAUUGAACCUGAAGCCAAUGAAAAUGGCGUUAAGCUUCUCUUCGGUUCCAUCACAUCUUUGAUUGAAAGAUUAGAUGAUGAAUUCACAAAAGCUUUACAAAACAUUGACCCCCACUCUACUGAAUAUAUUGAACGUUUGAAGGAUGAGAGUGAAAUCUACAAGUUGAUUGUUAGAGGACAAAUCUAUGUUGAAUCUAUCACUUCUCAAGAAAAGAAGGGAAACUACCAUCAAUUAUCUAGAAUCAUUCUUAGAAGAUUGGAACAUAUUUACUAUAAGCCUGACCAAUUGAUUGUGGCCAAUGAAAAGAAUGCAUGGAAGGAUAUCUCUGCUGAUUCCAUCAUUGCAUCCAAAACUAGUACUCCAUCUGAAUUGGUUGAUGCUUUAAGUGAUCACUUAUUGAAGAACAAGAACAAGGUUUAUGCUCAACAAGCUUUGUUGUAUAGCAUCUACUACUAUUCUGUUAAUGGUGGAUAUGAUGUUGCCAGAGAAUUAUUCCUUAAGUCUCAAGCAUAUGCUGCCAUUCAUUUGGCUGAAUCUUCUGUACAAAUCCAUUAUAAUAGAGCAUUGGUUCAAUUGGGUUUAUCUGCCUUUAGAAAUGGUAACAUUGAAGAAUCACACCAGAUUUUGAAUGAAAUCUCCAACUCUCAAAGGGUUAAGGAAUUGUUAGGCCAAGGGUUCAGCACCAAGUAUCCAUCACAAGCUUCUGUUGUUGAAAAGCAAAGAUUAUUACCCUUCCAUAUGCAUAUAAAUUUGGAAUUGUUAGAGUGUGUUUACAUGACAAGUUCCUUAUUGAUAGAGAUCCCUGCAUUGGCAUUGGCAGCUAUUAACCCCAAAGAUUCUAAGAAGAAGGCAUCUUUGAAAUCAUUUAAGAGUAAAUUGGAAUUCCACGAUAGACAAUAUUUCACUGGUCCACCUGAAUCUAUAAAGGAUCAUAUCAUUUAUGCUUCUAGAGCAUUACAAAAGGGUGAUUGGGCUAAAGCAUAUGAAUUGUUGUCAUCCAUUAAGAUUUGGAAGUUGUUACCUGACAAUGAAAACUUGUUGACUAUGAUGAAAUCGCAAUUGCAAGUUGAAGGGUUAAGAACCUAUAUUUUCACUUACAAGUCUAUCUAUGUUAAGUUGGCAGUAUCUAAGUUAUCUGAAUUAUUUGCUCUUGGCAAUGAGCAAGUUGUUGAAAUUUUGGAGAAGAUGUUUUCAUCUGGUGACGUUUCUGGAGCCAUUGAUGAAUCCAAGCAAUAUGUCAACUUUGUAUCCGAAGAGCCUCAAAGAUCAAGAUUACAAGAGCUUGCUAUAACGAUGAAGGAGAAGGUUGUUAUGUUGAGUGAGAAGAAUGAAAGAACUGCCUCCAAUGGUCAUGCCAGAAAGCAAAACGCUGCUCAGCAACAACAACAGCAACAGCAAAAGGAUCAAAGAGACCAACAACAAGAAGACAAUAAUAGGUUCAGAUACGCUAGCGUUAACACCAACAAUGAUGAAUUCCAAGUGACUGCCUAA
Messenger RNA from Lizanozyma spartinae, 2505 nucleotides. It is a transcript of the gene NIP1, whose product is annotated as translation initiation factor eIF3 subunit c. NCBI's taxonomy places the organism in Eukaryota, Fungi, Ascomycota, Pichiomycetes, Serinales, Debaryomycetaceae. Gene Ontology annotation, biological process: translational initiation. Bases 1 to 2505 code for a protein of 834 amino acids. Gene Ontology annotation, cellular component: eukaryotic translation initiation factor 3 complex. The record is from RefSeq and is a predicted model, not a curated record. The transcript has a single exon. Gene Ontology annotation, molecular function: translation initiation factor binding; translation initiation factor activity; RNA binding.